Penicillium olsonii is the source of this 1416-nucleotide messenger RNA. The record is from the annotation of a GenBank genome assembly. Lineage: Eukaryota; Fungi; Ascomycota; Eurotiomycetes; Eurotiales; Aspergillaceae.
AUGUCUGCUUCCCCAUCCAACCUUCAAUCGGCCAAGCGUCCCCUCGAGGACCCAUCCUCCCCUUCCGGCCCCAAUGACCAGCCCGAGGCCAAACGCCCGGCACUGGACAAAGUAGUCAAGAGCGAUGACGCCGAGGCCGAGGCAGAUGUCUCCAGUGAGAAGGUCCCGACUACUGAUGGCGCCAAGGACACCCAAGGAGAUACUGUGGUCCCUGAUGCUCCCAAUGGCAAGGGUGCCCCUGCCGAACCCCAACCGAUCCAAUCAACAGCUUCCCAGGCUGACCGGACGGCUUCUGACCAGCCCCCCGUGGAUGAGUCAAGCUGGGUCCACAUCCGUGCCGUCAUCUCCAGCCAGGAAGCUGCCACUGUCAUCGGAAAGGGAGGUGAGAACGUGUCUCAGAUCCGUCAGCUGUCAGGUGCCAAGUGCACCGUCAGUGACUAUUCCCGAGGUGCCAUUGAGCGUAUCCUGACCGUGAGCGGUCCUCAGGAUGCUGCUGCCAAGGCAUUUGGCCUCAUCAUUCGUACCCUUAACAAUGAGCCUCUUGAGGCUGCCUCUACUGCCCAAUCCAAGACAUACCCCCUCCGCUUGCUAAUCCCUCACAUUCUGAUUGGCUCCAUCAUUGGAAAGGGUGGCAGCCGCAUCCGUGAGAUCCAGGAAGCCUCUGGCGCUCGUCUGAACGCCUCUGAUGCCUGCCUUCCUCUUUCGACCGAACGCUCACUCGUCAUUCUCGGCGUCGCAGAUGCCGUGCACAUCGCAACCUACUAUGUUGCCUCCACAUUGGUCGAACAGUUGACCGAGCGUUUCGGCGGUCCCGCCGCUUCGGCCUAUGCCACUCGCAGCGGCGGUCCUGCUGGCGCUGUCCCCGGGGGCAUGCAGGUUGUUCCCUAUGUUCCCCAGCCCGCUGGCGGCCAGUACGGCCACCCCGAAACCUUCAAGCGUCACCACCCCCACCCCAACCGCGCCGGUGGCGGUGCUUACGGGGUCCCCUAUCUUCACGGCCAACCUGCCCCCGCCCCAAUUCCCCAAACCCCCAUGCACUUUGCACCUGCGCCUCAAGCCCCCUAUGGCGGCACCGGACCCCACCAGCCCGCUCCCUUUGUGGGCGGUCCUCAACAGCCCACUCCUGGACGGGGCCCCCCGGCUGCCCCUGCACCCGUGGCCGGCGCCGGCGCCAUGCCUGGCCAGCCACUAACCCAGCAGAUUUUCAUUCCUAACGACAUGGUCGGUGCCAUCAUCGGAAAGGGUGGUGCAAAGAUCAACGAAAUACGCCACCUGAGCGGCAGCGUCAUCAAGAUUAACGAGCCCCAGGAGAGCAGCAAUGAGCGUCUUGUCACCAUCACUGGCACGGCCGAAUGCAACCAGAUGGCACUCUACAUGCUCUAUUCACGACUUGAAAGCGAAAAGCACCGGAUCUAA